Messenger RNA from Perkinsus marinus ATCC 50983, 1464 nucleotides. RefSeq names its product RNA polymerase-associated protein LEO1, putative. The record is from RefSeq and is a predicted model, not a curated record. Lineage: Eukaryota; Perkinsozoa; Perkinsida; Perkinsidae. Gene Ontology annotation, biological process: positive regulation of transcription elongation by RNA polymerase II; transcription elongation by RNA polymerase II. The coding region runs from base 1 to 1464 and encodes 487 amino acids. Gene Ontology annotation, cellular component: nucleus; Cdc73/Paf1 complex. The transcript is spliced from 7 exons. Gene Ontology annotation, molecular function: RNA polymerase II C-terminal domain phosphoserine binding.
AUGUCUGUCUCAAGUGAUGAUGACUCGAGUCUUUUCGGCUCAUCCUCAUCAGACGAGGAUGAGCCGGAUAGGAAGGAGAUUCCCAAGGCUGACACCGAGAUGGAUAAUACGGCAGAGGGAACUGCAGAGGGAACUGCAGAGGGAACUUCAGAGGGAACUGCAGAGGGAACUGCAGAGGGAACUGCAGAGGAAACUGCAGAGGAAACUGCAGAGAAGAAACCCAGUGCCGAACGUACACAUGUGGACACCGGUGAUGGGGAUCUAUUCGGGGACGAUGAAGGGAUCGGUGAGGAGCCUGGAUUGAAUAAGGAACAUACCGAAUCGAAGGGAAGAACAUCAUCCAGAGAUAGCGACAACUUAUUCGGAGAGUCUGAUGAUGAUGAUGAUGAUGAUAAUAAUAAAAAGGAUGCUACCAAAGAAAAGGAACAGGGUCGAGAGGAUACUGAAGGGGACGAUAAGAAAAUCGCGGCACCAGCCUCUGAAGAACGGCUAGUCGACGUUGACGCUGACAUGAGUGAUGCAUCUAGCACAGGACUCGGGCCAGGGGGAGAGAGCGGCGAAGAUAAUAAACCGAGCACUCACAGUGAUGACGAGAGUGGAUCUGAUGAGGAUGGAAGUCGGUCACCGAUGGCGAAGAUCCAUACGGUUAAGGUACACGAUAGUGCACCUAGUGAUGUAUUCACUGAUGGACGCUGUCAUAUUGUUAAGCUCAUGCCCACUGUUACUGGCAUCGAUCCGAUACCCUUCUCACGCGAUACAUUCCCAAUGCUACACUCAGCUGCCUUGGAGAAGUGUCCUGAUGAGAAGAGUAGAGCGGCCAUGACUAGUCGGGCUGAGAACUCUAUACGAUGGCGAUUCAAGGAGGGGACUGACAAUAAGGAAAUAGAAUCCAACGCUCGGUUAGUUGAAUGGGCAGAUGGUAGUCUUACAUUGAUGGUGGGAAAGGAGUCGUUUAAAGUGCUCAAACGUGACGAGAGGGUGUAUAUCUUCGACAAGGGGGGUUCCAACCCUCCAGGAUUCACUGCUAAUGGAGUACCUGUACUGGGAUCAAUUACCGAUAUGAGCUGUCAUGGGUUAUGUACAUCCCAACUAACCGUUACUCCUGGAUCCCUCGAGUCCCGAACCCAUAAGAACCUCGCACGUUGGGUCAUACGACCACAUGGGGAUAGUCUCAAGGGACAGAAGAAGAAGACUAGUCUAACCACUACUGAUGAAGUCCUAGCUGCACAGGCUAAAGCAGAGCAAUCACUUGAGGACAGCCGAUUUGCAUUAUCAGCUGGUUCCAGGAGGAGGGAUAUGCUCGGACGGAGAGGUAUGAGUGAGGCGUUCUUGGAAUCCGGUAUGGGAUCCAGUUCACCCAGUGGCGGUGCUCGUGGUAUUCAUAGCCUAAAACAGCAGUAUAAGAAGAGGCGGAGGACUAUGAAGGAUAGUGAUAUACCCGAUGUUCAACGUGAUACUGCUUGA